AUGACAACUCCGAAAGUCGGAUUUGAUGAUCCAUUGGAAAAAUUUAGUAGUAGCAACGCUUUCCGUAUACCGAACUCUUCUGUAACAAUGCUGCUCAGCAGUUACUGCAUUUUGGCUUUUAUCGUGAUGAUGUUGGAUGUACAUCGGGUUUGCGGUAUCGCCAUCGUAUGUCCAUGCGGAUGUCGGUGCAAAAGCAGUCGGAUUGACUGCUCACAAACUUUGUGUCGUCUGACGCCACCAUCGCGAUUCUCCGAACGAACCACCCAUCUGGAUUUGAGUGAAAACAACUUGGAGUUUAUUCCAGAAAAUGUAAUUAUCAAAAACAAUAAGCUUCGACUGCUGAGUGAGAACAGAAUUGAAAACCUGACAACCAAUGAGUUUUCAUCACUUUCCGGUGUUGUAAGUGUAAAUCUUAGAAGAAAUGGUAUUGUUCAUCUUCCAGAUACUCAUUAUAUUGUCACGACAAUCCAUCAUAUUAAAACUCUAGAUCUCAGCGAAAAUUUAAUAGAGGUUUUGGAGGCAUAUACAUUCGCUGCAUUUCCUACCUUGACAAAUUUAAAUUUAUCAUACAAUAAUCUAUUUGCAAUCCACAGGGACGCCUUUAUUGAACUGUUAGAAAUGCCUUCAGCACUAUUCAGGUAUUUGAGAGGAAAUCAACUUAUGCAGAUCGAAUCAUUAACAUUUCGGCCGCUCACGGGACUAGUAAAUUUGGAUCUCUCGCACUGUUUAAUUACAACCUUUGGUGAUGGGACUUUUCUGGACGUCAACAAGCUAAAAACUUUAAAUUUAACACAUAACCGGAUCGAGAAGAUCGGAGGAUGGCUAUUUGGGUUAAACUCCCUACUAACAAUUGACCUAAGCUAUAACAACAUUGAAGAGCUGGACGAUGGAGAGGCUUCAAUGUGGACACUAGUAACAACGCUUGAAUGGGUUUCGCUGGCUCAUAAUCGCGUUCCUUAUGUGCCUACUACAUUUAAAAUUUUAAAAAGGCUUAAAUAUUUGUACCUUAAUCACAACCAAAUUCGAAGCGUGGCAGGAGAUGCAUUUUUGGGACUUAACCAACUGUUGCGUUUAGAUUUGUCGGGGAAUCUGCUGAACGAAUUUUUUGAGAAUGGAGAGGCUUUUGACGGGUCCAAGCUUUCGCUGAAAGAGUUGGCAAUCGCUGCUAAUGAUAUCAGCGUAGUUUCCGUGCGGAUGUUUGAACAUAUUGGCAGAAUAGAAACCUUGGAUGUCGACCAGAAUCCAAUAUCAGUCAUUGAAGAAAACGCUUUCGAAGGACACGAUUUAAGAAACUUGUCUAACAAGAAGAGAUCAUUUAAAAAAUCUGUUGGACUUCAGCUCAAUUUGAAGCAGAAAUCAGCAAAAUUACUAAUAAUAAAUACAUCUUCUAUGGUAUGCGACUGCAAUAUCAAAUGGUUUCAUGAAUGGAUUCGGCUAUCAAAUAUAAGUCAAGCAGCAAUACGCAUAAAAUGCAGCUACCCGAAAAAAAACAAUGGGACAGAUCUCUUUGACCUAAAAGACUCUUUUUUGACAUGUGAUUCACCGUACGUGAAUAAUUUCCCGCCACACCCACAGCUUCUGGACCAUUCAGAAACACUGAUAAAAACUACGGUAGGUGAGACUCAGAAGCUGACAUGCAAUGUUACUGGUGCUACGCCCCUAAAUAUCGAAUGGAAUGUGUAUCAUAAUGGACAAAAAUCUUUAGCCUCUCAAAGCGUUGAGAAUUUUUAUGCAGACAUCCACAGUUUAACUCAUUCCCGUACUUUAGAGCUGCAAAACGAUUUUAUUAGGACCUACUUGUAUUCUGAACUUAUACUUAAAAAUGUAAGUGUUGAUGAUGAAGGAGAGUACCGUUGUUCAGCCAGGAAUUCUUAUGGAGCCGUUCACUCCCCCAGAAUAAAAUUCGCUACUGUUGAAGAACCUGUGCUAGUUGUUCUACCAGAAAACGUUACAGCAGACAUUGGCUCAACAGUCACCUUCAGAUGCGCAGCGAGAGGUAGGCCGUUACCGGUUCUCAAGUGGCAAAAGCAGGGAGGAACAAUGUACGCUGCGGAGGAAAAGAGACUCCAUGUAAAACCCGAUGAAGACUCUUUUUACAUAACUGAAGUAAAGAAAACUGACGAAGGAUUGUACAAAUGCGUAGCAGAAAAUUUUCUUGGUCGAGCUGAAGCUUCUGCACUUCUCAUCGUUCGUGGCAAGUCAAUUAACUUUGAUGUGAGAUCUGGCUUUAUACACCGGACUUAUUAUUACAUGCAUCAGUUCGGUGUAUAA
Messenger RNA from Enterobius vermicularis (human pinworm), 2271 nucleotides. The record is from the annotation of a GenBank genome assembly. Lineage: Eukaryota; Metazoa; Nematoda; Chromadorea; Rhabditida; Oxyuridae.